Molecule: messenger RNA, 876 nt
Organism: Vicia villosa (hairy vetch)
Lineage: Eukaryota; Viridiplantae; Streptophyta; Magnoliopsida; Fabales; Fabaceae
Exons: 2
Coding region: 1-876 (291 amino acids)
Source: RefSeq, a predicted model, not a curated record
AUGUUAGCGAAUCGUUUGAAACUUGUUCUGAAUAAGUGUGUAGCGAAGGAACAGUCGGCGUUUAUUGAAGGGAGGUCCAUUCUUGAUACUGCUAUGGUGGCCACAGAAAUUAUUCAUGCUUUAAAAAGGAAGACACAUGGUACCAAUGCCCACCUAGCCUUGAAGAUCGAUAUUAGUAAAGCCUAUGAUAGAGUUGAUUGGGGUUUUCUACAUGGUAUUCUUCUUCGUAUGGGUUUUGAUGCGAAUUGGAUUCAUUGGCUUAUUAUGUGUGUGACCUCGGUGCACUAUUCUCUUUUUGUUAACUCCGAUAGAGUUGGACCGAUUAUCCCAGGAAGAGGACUGAGACAAGGAGACUCUUUAUCGUCUUACCUAUUCAUUCUUGUUUCUGAAGGGCUAAUCUUGUGGAGGCAACAAAUCUUAUGGAGAUUCUUAACAUUUAUGCAGCGGCAACCAGUCAGGAGAUUAACCUGUCGAAGUCUGAGGUGUUUUUUUAGUCGUAAUAUCAGUGCUCCAGCUCAAGAAGAUUUAGCCCAUUUGAUGGGGGUGAGACGGGUAUUGGGCACAGGGAAGUAUUUGGGAUUACCUUCCAUGAUUGGUAGAAGCAAGAAGGCGGUGUUCUCUUUUGUUAAGGAUAAGAUUUGGAAAAGAAUUAAUUCUUGGAGCGGUAGAUCUUUAUCUAAAGCUGGCAAAGAUGUUAUGAUUAAAUCAGUUCUCCAAUCGAUACCGGCCUACAUCAUGAGUGUUUAUUUGAUUCCGGAUGGGGUGGUGAAUAAUAUUGAAAAGAUGCUUAAUUCAUUUUGGUGGGAUGGUGGUGGCAACAACAAAGGCAUAAGGUGGUUGGCGUGGGAUCGUAUGACGUCUCUGAAAAGUGAAUGA